GUGGACGUUGAAAAAAUCUUUGCAUGUGACGAGACUGUACAUGAAUGGAGACUGUGCCGAAGCAGUUGAGAGACUCGCAGCUGAAUAGAGCUUUCACUGUGAGCUUUAUUCAUCUCUCCAGCAGCUGCAGUCAACAUCAGGUGACCUGCUUUCUGAAGUCGAUCUCUCUUUUUUUGUAUGUCUCCAACGAUGUAGACUGGCUUUAGAUCUGAAUGUAUUGAUGAUAACUGAAGGGAUUGUGUUGAAUUGUACACACACACAAAACAGAGGCAGAACUCAGCUGGUUUCGAUGUCCCUGUGAUCUUAAAGACACGCAACGCGAGCACCUCAGCGAUGUCCACUUUUGGGAAACUAACAGAUUACUUCCAACAUCGGAGAUCAAGAGCUGAUUUGGGAGUUACCAGGAGAGAUUCCAGAAGCAGCGGCAAUUGCGGCUGCGGGACCUCCGAGACCAGAUCUUUAGACAGGAAGUUGCAGCGGCCACUGCUGGCAAAGUCUCGAACCCUUCCCAGUAUUCCACAGUCACCAACUGUCACAAGAGCGCACAAAGAAUUGUUAUCUGACAGCAAUGUUGGCAGAACUCAAAGUAAAUUGUUGCUUACCACUGAAAGUCAAAAGGGAUAUCAAGUGCCAUCAUUUGAGAAAACCUGGAGAAGGGAGGAUGAUGGGGAUGAAAUCCCUGAAGAUACGAGCACCACAUGGAAUUUGGGAUCUGAAGUCAGUGAUUCACCCUUCACAUACUUUAGAUCCAGAUCAGUCUAUAUGAAGAAGAGUAUUUCAGUGGAUGAGCAUCUUGGCUGGUUGGAAUAUUCACAGGAUUCUUCAGAGAGCAAAAUGGAGAAAGUGAAGGUCAAUCUCAGAAGAAAAUUUAGUUUGGGGUCAGCAGACAAGAAAGAUUCACUUCAGAAAAGGCUCGAAAGCAGUAAAUUGAAAUUGACUCAGCGGUUUUGCCACAAGGAAAGGUACAGUCAGCACGAGAGUGCAGUGAAUGAGCAGUCCCUCUCCUGCCCCCGCCCACGAUCUCUCAGUUUAGACUGGUCCUCAUCUCCCAAGAUGACUCAACAGAUGCGGGAUCUCCAACUGAUUCACGGGAAGAAGCUAGCCUCUCCAUCCUCUCCUAAUGCAGCAAAGAGGUUAUACCGAAAUCUAUCAGGAAAGUUCAAAGUUAAUUAUACUUCAUUUGAUGAAACAAACUUGAUAGGACGAAAUGAAAAGAACAAGCAGCGGAAGUCUUGUGUGAAUUUUCAUAGUAAUGAGGCGGUCUUUGAGGCUGUGGAACAGCAGGAUCUUGAUGCUGUCCAGAUGCUCCUAAACCUCUACAGCACAGAGGAACUGGAUUUGAACACACCAAACAGUGAAGGGUUGAUGCCUUUGGACAUUGCAAUCAUGACUAACAAUGUGCCCAUGGCCAAGAUGCUUCUGCAAGCUGGAGCUAAGGAGAGCCCACACUUUGUGAGUUUGGAGAGCCGGGCCUUACACUUGACAACAUUGGUGCGAGAAUCUGAGCAGCGUGUGAGUGAGUUAACUACGCAGGUACUGAAUGAGACACCAAAUGCAAACUACACAGACAAAGAGAAACAGCUGAAAGCCUGGGAGUGGCAUUAUCGACUCUUCAAAAGGAUGAAAGCUGGCUUUGAGCAUGCACGAGCUCCAGAAGCACCAACCCACGUGCAGUUAUCUGUAGCCAGUAGCACCUCGUUGCAGGUGACAUUCCAUGAACCUCUCAGUGUCAACUCUGCAGUCGUCACAAAAUAUAAAGUUGAAUGGAGCACUUCUCAUAACUUCAGUUCAAUAACAGGAGAAGCCUUAUUGGAUGACAUGAAAAAUCUCCUGUAUACAAUGACAGGCCUUGUCACAGGGAUCUCUUACUAUGUCCGGGUGUCUGCCUAUAAUAUGAAAGGUUGGGGGCCCCCACAGAUAUCCACUCCUGCAUGUGCAACACCUUCUAACUGGAGAGAAUACAAUGGCAAGGAAGUGAAGCAUAGUGGCCAGACAGAGGCAUUGGAUCUACUGCUGAAUCAAAUCAAAAACAACCACCAACAUUGCCUGUGCCAUGAAAACUCAAAAAUCCAUCUGCAGGGCCGUAAACACUCUAUGUCCAAGAGCCUGAAACACCUUUUUCAACCAACAAGCAAAUUUGUUAAAACUCUCAAACGAGGAUUAUACCUAACAGUGAUAUUCCACAAGGAUAAUGACAUAAUUGUGACACAUGAAGAACAGAUUCCAGUGGUAGAGAUGGAUGAUUCAUAUUCAAGCUCACUGAUGCAAGAUUUUCUUUGGUUCACAAAGGUAUCAUGUAUGUGGGAAGAUAGUCGAUGGCUAGGUCAACGUAUGUGUCCCUCUUUAUCCUCCUGCUCAUCAGUACUACAGGCUCGCCAUAAGAUGCUUGUAGCAGUUGCUCAACUUCAGGGACUGCUUGGAACCCAAAAUCUUGGCCACGUGUACUUCGAACCCAUCAAAGACAAGCAUGGCAAUGUCCUGAUCGUAACCCUGAAGGAACUGAGCUCAUACCAGAGCCUAGAGAAUGUCAGAUGGAUUCCCCUGUCUAAGCUCCAGACUCAGCGCAAGUCACUAUCCUCUUCAGAAGAUCCCACAGCACUGGAUAUGUUGCUGUUAACUCUCCAUGAAAAGCUGGCCUAUCAUAGGAGAAGUAAUCAGACCCUUUCCCCAGGACUUUAUCUUGGUUAUCUAAAGCUCUGCAGCUCAGUUGAUCAAAUCCAUAUCCUUGUCCCUCAGAAGCUACCAAAUGUCCUGUGUCAUAUCAAGAUAAGAAACAAUCACAAUGUUUCCAGAGAUGAAUGGGAGUGGCUCCAGAACCUUUCAGAUUUGGACGAGGCCACUCAAACAGAUCCAAGUGAUGGAUGCUCCCAGAUCCUCUUCCAGCGAGAACUCAGGGCAGCCAUUUUAGAACUGAUGAAUCACAUUGGCAUUCCACUAGAACAGGCCAAAAAUUUCAGGCUGUACAGCCAAGAGGUGUUGGAUUUUGCAGACAACCUGUCCUUCCUUCUCCUUUUGCCACCAUCUGAUGAUGUGUGCACAGCCCCAGGACAAAAUAAGCCCAAUCCUUGUUCAGGGUUCCUCACACUGCCACUACAGAUUUUUGAACUGGUGCACUUCUUCACCUAUGACAAGUUAUUCAUUAGCCAGUAUUGCCAAGUCUCAGCGCUACUGGAGUUAGAUUUGCUCCUUUCCCAGCAGGCACUAAGGGAGGCAUUUUCUGACUCUGAGGUAGUUGCAGCCAAACAGAGGCAUCAGCAAGUCCAGGACUUUAUUCAGCAAAUGGAGGAGAUCUGGCGGGAUGUGCGCUGGAUAAUGGAUGUUCUACAGUACGCAAGGUACAAGCAGCCUCCGGGGGGCAUUCCAUUGACCUUGCUGAUGGAUUUUACCACAGAAAUAAGAAAGGAGAAUCUGCAAUCUGUUUCAUCCAACCUAGAUUACUUGCCCUCCCCAACCCCUUCCCCAGAGACUAAUCACAAACAUCCCACGGACUCUCAUGGGAUAUCAGACGAGGAAGGCUCUUCGGAAGUAUUUUUGGCCACGGACAGUGAUUAUGACUCCAGCCGAGCUCAGAGCCCUAGAGAGGUGGAUCUUAUCUGUUUAUCAGCCCUUGACUGCAGCAAAAGAUCUAGCCACAAUCUACGUGAUGGUGCUCCUGAUGUUCUUCAAGCACAUGAACUCAAAUCCCAACAAGUAAGCUGCAGUCGUGAGGACACAAGGCACACACCACUCUACGACAGUGAUUUUGUGCUUCCAAGCAGACAACUGGAGCUUUUGCAUAUAACAGAAAAAAGACAAGCUUACUGUGUCAGAACAAGCAGCUUUGAUAUUCCAACUCAAACCUUCCACGUUCAAAGGAAAUGUUGGUCACGACCCGAAUCCAUGGAUGAAUAUCCAACAGAACAAAAAUCCAAUGGAUCGAGUGUGAAUGGACCCAGGCCCUCCAUGUCCUUCAAUCCAAACACUCCUCUUCAUUCUAAUGAUAUUUCACGAUUGACGACUCAUUCCAAAACCCAAGAUUUUGCAGACUGGAUUAAUCCUCAUCAGGAAUCCCUGCAGAAAGAAGAACAAAGCUAUGAAGGGAAUAAACUUAAGUCUGCGAGUUUAAGAGUUUAUCCACAGUACCACACAGGAUUGUCCAAGGAAAUAAGUGUGAAGCUUCAUGUCACAGGCAGUACAUCAGCACGAGAGAUUGUUAAAUUGGUGAUAAAGGAAACAAAUGAGACAGCGAUGAAAAUGAAUGGAGACAAAGAUGCCCAGUUUUACAGAGAUGAUCAGCUCGAUCACUUUGGCCUAGUGUUAUCCAUGGACAACACAGAGAAAUGGCUACAGGAUGACUUCCUGCCCCUCUCCCUACAGAAUCCAUGGACCAAGGGAAGAUUGUAUGUUCGUAUUAAAGAGUAUUCUCCCCUAUUAUUGCAACAUGGGAAAGCAACAACUGUAUGAGAUGUAGAUGAGCUACAUCAUUGACGGGUGACAAUCCUUUUUCCUUUUGGAGAGCAUUACGGUAUCAACAAACCCACACAGGAACACAAGACCAAAAUAUUCAGCCUUGCUAAGGGCCUGAUAGGAAUUUAUUUCCUUGUCUCACCAAAGACAGAGUCUUUGUAUCAAAAUUAAAAGAUGAGGGGAGAGUAGGAAAGAUUUUAGGAUAGAAAUCUGUUUAGGCCGUGGUGCACAAUGGGUAUUAUUCUAUCAGCCGAUGCACUGUGCCUGAUACUCAUUUCCUUGACCACCUAUUUUACAUAGCACCAGAAAUGAAAUUCUAUCUUUUUGGUUCUUCAACUUCCAGGUUUUGAGGACUGAGGAGAGUGUUUUGGAAUGACUGUGAACCUUUCUGGGAAAGGUGAAAGCAGGAGGAAAAAGAUUAAUCAUUAUGUAAAAGUGACGCUCUGUGUAACUGCAGAGUUUCAAAAUACUUGCACAUUAAUCAAUCACCUGGAAUAUUCUGAAUCAGGAAUAAGGAGACUAUCCAGUGGAGUUGUUGAUCCUCCUCUAAAAUUCCCAAAAUUUGCAGCUGCUGUCUGUUCUGCAUUUCGUUACUGAUGCAAAGCAGCCUUCCUAUUUUUGUUUACAAAUCUAUGGUUGUUGACUGCAUCCAAAACCUAGCAUGAUCUGAUGUUCAGGAGGAUCACUGAGUAUCAUAUAAAAUGUUACUUUGUACUAAUUAUGGUGUAUAUGCAGACAAUGGAUUUUUUGUUUUGGUAUGUGUGGCGCAUUUUUUAAGUUUUAGAAAUGGAAUGGGCCUUUACCAAUCAGUACCAGCUUGUUUGCUCUUUACAUGGUUCACACUUCAUGAUGUCAGAUUCUUUCAGCAGUUUAUCACAUUUCCAUCUUUAGGAUCCUCCUUCUGUUUGUCGACAAGCCAAAGUGCACUCUCUAGGGAAUAUCAUCUACUCUUAAUUUCUCAAAUAAAAUGUAAUUGUUAAAUACAUGGGCACAUUUGUGCUAAUAUGAAAGAAGAGCUGAAAAACAUAUCCUGAUUCAAAGUUACAUCUUUGACAAUUUUUGAAAAACUCCUUACUAUCUUUAGUUUGGUAUUAAUGUGUUUCUGUGGAGUGUCUGGGAUCAUUUCUCUACAUGUUAAAAUGUUGCAAAUAUAGGCAGAAUAUUCCAUGUGCUACUCCUGCUCCAAAAUAUAUUUGCAACAUGAAUCAAGCAAAUCACUGGCAUAGCUUGGCUUCAUGCAGGUGUAAGAGCUACUCACCAUUGCUGUUUACACAUGAAUGCUCCUCUAAGUGAUGAAAGGAAUUGUUUUGACUAAGAGCAUUCAGUUUAAUUCAGAAAUAUUUUGCUGAAAUCCCUUUAUGGCUAGUAAUUGAUUUGAUCCUAUUCCCCUAAAAACUAUGUAAAUGAACAAUUAUAGUAAGGUAUAUUCGCCAUAUAAAACUAUGGAAUUAAAUUUAUUUUGGUUCAACUUCUGAAGAAGUCAUACUGGACUUGAAAUGGUAACUGUUUCUCUCUCCAGAUGUUACGAGACCAGUUAGGUUCUCCAGCGCUUGCUGCUUUUAUUUCAGAUCUCCAGCAGCAGUAGCAGUUUGAUUUUGUUUUAUAGAUUGUUGGUAUACUUGCCCAAUCAUUACUCCUCAUUUUACAGUUCAUAAAUAUUAUACUCAUUUUUUAUAAAACAUCCAGUAGCAGGUUAUAUUAAAGAAAGCAACAUAGGACAUUGUAGCAAAUUACAUUUUUAGUUAACAUUGAUACCCCUUCAUUCAGCAGGAGAUUAUAAAUUGAUAAACAGCAAUAGUCUUAGACAGAGAAAUGAAAGUGUUUGCUUUAGUGUGAAAACUACUUAUAUUCCCUUGCAAAAUCUUUCUUGGCUUGUUGGAAGCAAUUUUGAAAUCUCCACGUGGAGCUAACUAGCAGAACCUAAACUAUAAGUAAAGAGCUUCCCACCUUAAAUCCUGAAAAACAGUUUUAUUUUUCUGACUGAAAGCUCCACCAGAGGCCCAAACAUCCUUGACCAUUGCUAUACAACCAUCAAAGAGACCUACCACUCCAUACACGUCCACAUCUUGCAAAAUCAGAUCACGACACUGUGUUCCUCCUCCCAUCUUAAAAGCAGAAGUUGAAAUGAGAGGAUUCUUCACAGAAAGUAGUACAGUGCUGGUCUGAGGCAGCAGAAGAGCUUUUCCAGGACUACUUGGAAUCAGUGGACUGUACCAUAUUCAAGAAUUCAGCAGACAACGUAGACAAGUAUGCCACCACUGUCAUGGACUUUAUUAGCAAGUACGUAGAGGACUGUGUGCCAAAGAAGUCAAUCUGUGAGUUCCCUAACUGAACACCUUAGAUGAAUCGGGAAAUCCGCUGCCUACUGAAGACCAGGUGUGUGGCAUUCCAGACCUAUACAGGAAAUCAGAUAUGACCUCUACAAAGCUAUUAGAAAUGCCAGAAGGCAAUACUGGACCAGCUAAGAAGUCACAACUAACCCCAUGGACACCUGCCCCCAUGCCAAGCCCUACACAACAUAAUGGAACACAAAAUGAAGCAGGACAAAAUAGCAGACAAAAACACAUCCCUCCUUGAUGUGCUCAAUGCUUUCUAUGCUUGGUUCGAACAGAAUGCCAACAGCAUGGUGUCACCUGUCCCAGAUGCACCUGUUCCUCCUGUCACCGCUGCUGAUGUCAGAUCGGUCUUGUAGAGACCGAGCAAAGUGACUGGCCCAAGCAGAGUGUCUGGCCAUGCACUGAGAUCCUGUGUGGACCAGUUGGUGGAACUAUUCGCUGGCACCUUCAAACUCUCCUUGCUAUAAUCUGAAGUCCCCACCUGCUUCAAGAAGACCACCAUUAUCUCAGUACCAAAGAAAACACAUGCAACGUGUCUCAGUGACUACCACCCAAUGGCUCAGACCUCCAUAGUCAUGAAGUGAUUCGAUAGAUUAGUCAUGGCCCACAUCAAUUGUAGCCUCUCAGCCAGCCUCAAUCCCCUACAAUUUGCCUACUGGUGAAACAGGUCCACAGCAAAUGCCUUUUCCCUCGCCCUACACUUAUCCCUGGAACAUAUGGAUAACAAGGGCUCUUACGUCAGGCUCCUACUCAUUGACUACAACUCUGCCUUCAACACCAUAAUCCCUUGCCAGACUAAUCUCAAAAGUCCAAGAUUUAGAUCUUGGAUCUGCCCUCUGCAACUGGAUCCUCAGCUUCCUGAUGCACAGACCACCAUCAGUGAAGAUAGACAAUAGCACCUUUUCCACGAUAAUUCUUGAUUAUGGCACCUCACAAGGAUGUGUAUUAACCUCUCUAUUGCACUCCCUCUACAUCCACAAUUAUGUAGCCAAAUUCCAGAUGAACGGCAUCUACAAGUUUGCUCAUGACACUACUAUUGUAGGCCAGAUAUCAACAAACAACGAGUCAGAACACAGGAAGGAGAUAGAGUGCUUGGUGGUAGUGGUGCAACAAUAACAAUCUCUCUCUCAAUGUCAGUAAAACAAAAGAACUGAUCAUCGACUUUGGGUGAAAGGAGGAACACACACCCUCAUCUACAUCAAUGGAGCUGAGGUGGAGGGGGUUGAAAGCAUUAAGAUCCUAGGAGUGACAAUAAUCGACAAUCUGUCCUAAACCUCCCACACAGAUGGCAGUGGUCAAGAAAGCACAACAAGGCCUCUUCUUCUUCAGGAGGAUUAGGAAAUUGGCAUGCCCAUAAUGACCCUUCCCAAGUUUUACAGACGCACUAUAGAAAGCAUUCUAUCUGGAUACAUGAUGGCUUGGUAUCGCAAUUGCUUUGCCCAGGACCAUAGGAAACUACAGAAAGUUGUAUGCACAGUCCAGAUCAUCACGGAAGCCAACCUCCCAUCCUUGGACUCUAUCUAUACUUAUUGUUGCCACAGAAAGACUGCCAACAUCAUCAAAGACCCAUGCCACUCCAAUAAUACUCAAUUUCAACCUCUUCUGUCAGGCAGAAGGUACAGAUGCUUCAACACAUGCACCAAUAGGUUCAAGAACAUCUUCCUUCCUUCUGUUAUCAGACUCCAGAAUGGAACUUUCUAAUUUCAAAUCUAAUAUUGACCUUGCUUUUGUGCACCACUUGUGCAGUUGUAAUCCUGUAUGCCUUGGUCUGUCUAAGCACCCUAUAAUCUGUAUGUCCUUGUUUGCCAUGAUCUGCCUGUACUGCUCACAAAACAAAACUUUUCACUGUAAUUGGUACAUGUGACAACAAUAAAUCAAAUCAAAGAUAAACUUUGAGAUCCUCCAUAAAUUCAGCAACUCAUUCCAGUGAUUUUAGCUGCUCUAUAAUUGUCAUCAGCCUCCCUGUGUAGGAAAUUGCAGAUGAAAGACACUUCAGCCAGGUUUAUACAUUUGACCCAUCCAUUGACUGCUGCUGGAUUGUGUGUCUUUUGAUCAGGAUACUUGUCAUAAACUCACUGCCAAGUUUGGCUGUCUAGACUAUGACAAUGAUCCUGACUUACAAAGUACUUGUUAGUUAGCUCAGUUGACUGUAUAGCUGUUUUGUGAUGCCACCAGUGUGAGUUCAAGUCCCAUACUUGCUGAGAUGAGGGGUACAGACAGGGUGGAUAGCAAAAAGCUUUUUCCCCAGAGUGGGGGACACAAUUACUCGGGUCAUGAGUUCAAAGUGAGAGGAGGAAAGUUUAAGGGAGAUAUGCGUGGAAACUUCUUUACACAGAGGGUGGUGGGCGCCUGGAACGCGUUGCCAGCGGAGGUGGUAGACGCAGACACGUUAGCGUCUUUUAAGAUAUAUUUGGACAGGUACAUGGAUGAGCAGGGAGCAAAUGGACACAGACCGUUAGAAAAUAGAUGACAGGUUAGACAGAGGAUCUUGAUCGGUGCAGGCUUGGAGGGCCGAAGGGCCUGUUCCUGUGCUGUAGGUUUCUUUGAGAUUACCAUGAAGGACUCUCCUUCUCAAACUCUCCCCUUGCAUGAAGAGUAGUGACCCUCUCUGGUUAAACCACCACCAGUUGCUCAGAUAGACUUAUUGUGUGUUAAGACUAUGGUGCCUUGACUGUCAGUGAUUUCAAGAAUGAAACAGAUUCAUACCUUUUCAGUUUCCUUGGUUGAUGUGUUUACUAUUGCUGCACCUCACCUAUAUAGUGUUUUUGUGCUUUAUUACAUGUCGAGGGGAGCAGGUGAUGGUACCUGGUUACAUUCUCUCUUCCCACUCAACUUCCCUUUGGGAAUCACUAAUUCCUCCUUCAGAGCAGUGUUUUUUAAACAGUGGCCCUUACAGGUUUGCUUAGAAAGGUAAUUUUCUCUUCCCAGCUCUACAGUCUGUUCCAUAACUGCAGUCUCUCUCAUGUCUGUUUUGAACGUCAGUUUCAUAUCUGUGGUCACUGAAUCACCCCUCAAUUUUAUGCUCCAUCUCGUGUCUCUGGUCAUUUUCUCACUCCCUGCUUUUAUGCUUUGUCUUACAGCUGUAUCUGUUGUUUUGUAAGACAGUCAGAUUGUUAGCCAAUAUUCAGUCACUUUAUGUUUGGCUAAGCUUGUAUCCAUUGUUAUUCAUUCUGCAGAGUGUAAUCUCAUAGUUAUAGAACAUAGAACAUAGAACAUUACAGGCCCAUCGGCCCUCGAUGUUGUGUCGACCUGUCAUACCGAUCUCAAGCCCAUGUAACAUACACUAUUCCAUGUAUGUCCAUAUGCUUAUCCAAUGACGACUUAAAUGUACCUAAAGUUGGCGAAUCUACUACCGUUGCAGGCGAAGCGUUCCAUUCCCUUACUACUCUCUGAGUAAAGAAACUACCUCUGACAUCUGUCCUAUAUCUUUCACCCCUCAAUUUAAAGCUAUGCCCCCUCGUGCUUGCUGUCGCCUUCCUAGGAAAAAGGCUGUCCCUAUCCACCCUAUCUAACCCUCUGAUUAUUUUAUAUGUUCUCUUUUGUUUGCGAGUAGAGUAACUUCAGACAUAACAACAACCAUUAAUUUAUUUUUGUAGUUCCGCUGUCUCUCCACAGUGCUGUUUUUUCCAAUCUGAUAUUAGUUCACUGACUGGUCAUCUCAAACCAUGGGACAAAGACAAUGGACUAUGUUUGCUGAGAAAACCGUGAGAUAAGAGAGUAAAGCUAAUGAGAAGAAAACCUGAACCAGGAGCCAGUAAUGUCUUUCUGACUUGAUUGUGAAAAAACAUGAAGUGAAGAGAUCAGCAUUCAGUGUGGAUCAAGCAAUGAGAAAAAUAUGGACAGCAAGGAUUGACCAUCUAUUGUCCUUGCUCCUGACUCCUGUCUGCAAACCUAAUGUUAUCCUUACCCCAUGUGGCUAGGGUUUGUCAAUGAUAGAUGGGACCAUUAACAGUAGUAGCCUGUUGUGCUGAUUGGCAUUGCUAGGCAGCCACCACCCCCAUGGAAAGUCCAGAAUGUCCAACAGCUGUUCUGAGUGGUAUUGUGGAUGGUAUUUCUGCCAGCAGGUUUGUAAAUGCUGGGAAAGCCUUGAUGCUGACCCCUAGCACUUAAUUCGGUAAGGUCUCCUCUCACCAAAGCAAUGCAGGUCUCCUGCUGGUUCACCAACAAGAACAGUGAAUUCAGCCCAAUAGUCCAUCUGAAGCUGAACAAGUGGUUUAUAAAGAUUUAUCAUAUGUUGCUUUUAAACUUUCUGCUCCAAUUAGUAAAGCUGAAAAUGCCACCUGAUUUAUUACUCACCUUUCCAAACGGCCUUGUCACCUUCAGAGAUUUGUGCAGAUAUUCUCAAGGUAUAUUCAUGCACCCUUUAUAAUUGUAUCCUCUAUUUGAUAGCAAAUAUAUCACUACUUGUUGGAAUCCAUCACAAUCCUCAUAGUUCACAAUUCGUCCAAAUUUAGUGUCAUUUGCAAAUUUUGAAAUUAUGCUUUGCCAAGUCCACGUCUUUAAUACAAUUUAAAAAGCAGUGGUUAUAGGGCCAACUCCUGGAACAAACCAUAUCUUCAUACAAUGUAAAAUACAAAACAAUACGCCAGCUUCUGGUCACUCAGCCAAUUUUGUAUCCAAUCUCUCACUAUCAUAGAAUCAUUCAGCACAGAAACAGACCCUUUGAUCCAAUUUGUCCAUGCCAACCAGGUGUCCUAAACUGAACUGGUCCCAUUUGCCUACUUUUGGUUCAUAUCCCUGUAACCUUUCCUACCCAUUUACCUGUUCAACUGUCUUUUAAAUGAUGUAAUUGUAUUGGCCUCUACGACUCCCUCUGGCAGCUUAUUCCAUACACAGACAACCCACUGUGUGAAAAGGUUGCUCCUCAGGUCCCUUUUAAAUCCUUUCCCCCCUCACUUUAAAUCUAUGCCAUCUAGUUUUGCGCUCGCCCCAGUCUUGCGGAAGAAAGACUUUGGCUAUACACCUUAUCUAUGCCCCUCAUGACUUUUUAAACUUCAAUAAAGUCACCUCUCAGCCUCUGAUGCCCCAGGGAAAAAAAAAUUCCCAGCCUAUCCAGCAUCUCCUUAUAACUCAAACCCUCUAGUCCUGGCAACAUCCUUGUGAAUUGUUAUGUACAACAUCCUUUCUGUGGCAGGGCGUCCGGAACUGUAUGCUGUUUUCUAAAAGUGGCCUCACCAAUAUCCUAGAUAAUAAAAUGUGAGGCUGGAUGAACACAGCAGGCCAAGCAGCAUCCCAGGAGCACAAAAGCCAACGCUUCGGGCCUAGACCCUGUGUUCAUCCAGCCUCACAUUUUAUUAUCUUGGAAUUCUCCAGCAUCUGCAGUUCCCAUUAUCUCUCACCAAUAUCCUAUUUAGCUGCAACAUGGCAUCCCAACUCCCAGAUUCAAUGCUAUUAGUCUACACACCUUCAACUUUGCUAACAAGCCUAUUAUGUGGCAUUUUGCUAAAGUCACUCAUAGGGUUCUACUUCUUCAAACGCAAUCACAUUUUGUUGCCUCAAAAAAAACCAAAUCAAGCUACUCAGUAAAUAUUUCUAGUGCUAAAUUAGAGAAACUUUUGUAAAGUGGUGCAUACACAUUUAGAACAAACUGCAAACUCUUUUCAUGCAGCAUGCUUAAAACCAGCAAACAACUAUUUUAGCUUCCAUCAGUCUACACUGUACUGAUUUCAAAGUGAGAGGAGGAAAGUUUAAGGGAGAUAUGCGUGGAAAGUUCUUUACACAGAGGGUGGUGGGCGCCUGGAACGCGUUGCCAGCGGAGGUGGUAGACGCAGACACGUUAGUGUCUUUUAAGAUAUACUUGGACAGGUACAUGGAUGGGCAGGGAGCAAAUGGACACAGACUGUUAGAAAAUAGAUGACAGGUUAGACAGAGGAUCUUGAUCGGCGCAGGCUUGGAGGGCCGAAGGGCCUGUUCCUGUGCUGUAGGUUUCUUUGUUUCUUUGACUUAUUAUUCUAUCCUUUGCUGACAAUAAACAUUCCUUUCAUGAGCAAAAGACAUCCAACAUUGUUAGGGAUGGCAAAUAAGUGCUGACCUAAUCAGUGACACCCACAUCCCUUGAAUGAAUUUAAAAAAAGAUUGGUUUCAGACAGACGGGUUUCAGUAUAAUGCUUAAGGCUUAUUCAGAGGGGGCAAAGCCAGAGGCUGGGAAGAACACAGGACAAUGAAACUUACCGAAAUCAGCACCUGAGAAAAACUGAACAAAUCUGCUUCAAAAUAUGAUUUCUAAAAAGCCCAUUAGUUCUGGCAGAAUUUCGCUUUAAAGAAGAGCAUUUGUGAGCGCAAAUCAUCUGUAUUACAAAUAAACCAAAAGAACUAAUGGUUUUAAUACAUGUUGGGCAUGCAUGAAAUUCUCAGCUCUCUUCAUUAUGUCUAGAAAAAAAUCCAAGACGAAAUCAUGUUUUCAACAAUUGAAAUUUAAUGAUUGUUUCUUUUUGACCGUAUUUUGAUGACUGACUUUAUUUGUUGUUGUUGAUUAGUUACUUUAAAUACAAUGGUGUGAGGCAUGUGUGAAAUGCUGUGCUCUGUUUGGUGUCAAUUCAACUCAGUCUUUUAAGCUGAUUAAAAACU
This is a messenger RNA of Stegostoma tigrinum, 13349 nucleotides long. Its product is annotated as ankyrin repeat and fibronectin type-III domain-containing protein 1-like. The record is from RefSeq and is a predicted model, not a curated record. Gene Ontology annotation, molecular function: protein binding. Gene Ontology annotation, biological process: establishment of mitotic spindle orientation; signal transduction; regulation of establishment of bipolar cell polarity. The transcript has 23 exons. Lineage: Eukaryota; Metazoa; Chordata; Chondrichthyes; Orectolobiformes; Stegostomatidae. Gene Ontology annotation, cellular component: spindle. Bases 334 to 4443 code for a protein of 1369 amino acids.